Molecule: messenger RNA, 2841 nt
Organism: Diaporthe citri
Lineage: Eukaryota; Fungi; Ascomycota; Sordariomycetes; Diaporthales; Diaporthaceae
Exons: 4
Coding region: 1-2841 (946 amino acids)
Biological process (GO): mitotic spindle orientation checkpoint signaling; regulation of Ras protein signal transduction
Cellular component (GO): mitotic spindle pole body; SIN/MEN two-component GAP complex
Molecular function (GO): GTPase activator activity
Source: RefSeq, a predicted model, not a curated record
AUGGAGACGUUAAGGCUGAAACCGCGGAAACCGGUCGAAGACGAUGUUGAAAACUGGGACGAUGACGACUUUUUAAUUGAUGGCGACGAUCUCGCCCUUCGAAAUCCUUCCGCCAUGGUCAAUGCGCCCCCGCAUCGACGAGACAGCCUGUCGUCACAUGUCUCCGUGCGGUCGGAACUAGAGUCGGUCCAAGGGGAAGAGGAAAGAGUGGUUCACCUUCCCGGCGAGGAUGAGAAGUCCACCUCGCAUGCUAUCGCAGUCGCCGCAACCGCCGGCAUCCCGAUACCAAGCAGCGUGCCCUCGACAGCCCUGGCCGGCACCAUUAAGAGACUCGGCGGCCGGAAAGUUAGGAAAAUAUUGCAGGAAGACUGGGGAGACGACCUCGAAUUACCUGACGGAUGCGAGACCCUGCGCAUCAAGACGCAGGAUCCCAAUAAUUUCCCACAGGCUCUGAGGCAGGUCAGCUCGUCAUACCUGAGCCCAGCCAAGCCGCUCAAUUCACCACCGGUGCUGCAGCCAGGACAGUCCAGCAAGACUCCCGUGCAAACCCUUGGCGCGCCCAUCAACCUGGAAAGAUUCAAAGACAGAGACGACGACGACGACUUGUUCGGGGACGGCAGUGAGACGAUCAAGGUGUCUAAGACUCGCCAACCACUCAAGCCCGCACUGCCGAGAGUACCAGCAAAAAUGCCCGAAUCACGCGGCCAGGCGGACAACGACUAUGAACAGGACCUGGAAUUGCCCUCGGACGGGACGUUGAAGCUGUCAUCCCGCCGCGACAUACCGAAGACCCCAGUCAGCGCUCACGAUGAUUUCGAUUGGGGAGAAGGAAGUCUUGGAACCCGCUUCGGAGGCACGCGGAGAGACGGCCGGUCCAACCGGAGCUCUUCUGCCUCGGCAUUCAGCCCGAGCAUCUCGAGCUCUAUCACGGCCGAGAGCGAAGAUGAGGCACAGCUGGAUGGCAUUGAGCUUCCCCAUGGACCGCUGGAUUUGAAGGAGAGGCUGAGGAGGAAGCGCCAGAACCGCUCCCCGGAGCGCACCAUUGAAGAGGAGCCCGCGCCGCCACCAAGGUCUGUACCACAGCCCGAUGCCGAUACCAAGGACUUCUUCCUUGAUUUGAACGUGGGCGAUGGUUCUGUCUUCGACUCGGGGAAGCUGAAGCUCCACACCAAUGUGAAGCUGAAGUCCGCGCGGCCUACGAGCCCCGUGCGCCCGAAAACAGCUGUAUCGCUGACGUUCACGAAUAAGCCCGUGCAGACGACAUCGCGUCUACCGCGGCCGACGAGCAGCCACCACGAGAGGACUCAUACUCAGUCGUCUCUAGAGCCUGUCUCGGAGAGCGGAGGCCCAAUUGUUUCUCGCCCGACGAGGAGGUCCCAAUCCCGGCUUGGCCACAUGUCACAGUCCUCACAAUCAUCCACCGCGAGCGGCAAUACUCCUGUCACCCCUUCCGCACCAAGCUUCUCUGGACCCACGACACCGCAGAAAAGACAGAUCGGCCAGAAAAGCUCGACCGCCUCCCUUCGAAACGAGCCGACCACCACCAAUGCUCAGCUUCUACGGCUGAAGCGGUCGCUGCCGGCCAUGAGGCCGUCUGGGUCCCCGGCAAGGCCGAUGACGGUAAGAGGCGCCGAGCGCCCUCCAUCAAGAACGGAACCGGCCUCUCGGCCUACGUCUGGCAUCAGGCCCAAGACUCCCGUCGAUCGAACCCGUCACUCUUUCGGAGAAAACUCGGCCGCACAGGCGAGAAAGCCGUUCUUGCCCGCAGGCGGCUCAAGCCUGCAGUCGUACAAUGUCAACGCCAAGAGGCAACUCCGCCGUCAUGAUUCAGACCUUUCGAACGACACAAGACCGACUUCGCGCGCGUGUCGCGGUCGACUGCACUUCGGGGACGGUCACGAACUUGACGCGUUUGACGACUUGCCGACGUCUGCGAAGACGGAAUCUGAGUUUGUCAAGCAGCCCAAAUACCCCAGCCCGCAAUACCCAACGCAGUUCCGGAACAAGGUUAUGCAGCAUUUGUUGCCGGGGAGGACGAACUCCCCUGCACCGUCCUCGCCCCACUCACCUGCAAGGCCCGACUACCAGCCCCGGUUUGCACGUGACACGGCGUCGAGCAGGAUCGCCAGGGAGACAAAUCUUGCGCAUCGACUUUCCACGAGAAGCAACUUGCACCAGCCACAACCCAGCGUCAAGCCGAAGAGGGCCGCUAAAAAGCAGCCCCAGCUUAAGCCACAUCUGAUCGCCAAUCUCAAUUCCAACAACGAGUCAAAAAUGGUCAAUGGCAUGUUUUACAACCCCGAGACUUACCAAUGGGAGGGCAAUGACAACGUACUGAACUCUUUUGACGUACCUGCAUCGUCGCCGUCGACGGUGUCGGUGCCACCCUUCUCAGUCCGGGAGAAGGAGAAUGCCACGCCCAGACCUGCACUUAUCACUAAUAUUAGUACCACGAAGGGGGUGCAGGUCGUCGGAGGCAUGGUCUUCGACCCCCAGAACAUGUGCUGGCUCAAGCUCGGGCCACAAUCAGCCCAGUCGGAGAUCACGGACCCCCUUGAGGGGUUCAAUGCCAUUGAUGACGAGGACGAUGUGUUCAAAGACAUCCCCGAUCUUGACGACAAUACUGCUGACACGACUGAGACUGGCCGCGUGAGCGAAGUCAAGGAUGACUGGCUCGUCGGCGAAGAGUUUGACGUUGGCCCCGAGUUCAUCAGAAGACAACGCGAAGAAGAGGACAGAUGGCGGAAGAAGUGCGAAAGGUGGCUCGGUCUAGGUAACCGGGAUCGCGAGGCCUGGCGAUGGACCAUUCGUGGUGUGAUCACCGAGGCCACCGAGCGGUAA